AACCUUAGAAUUAUUAAGUUAUGUGUGGAGUUUUCAAAUAUGUUCUUGUGCUAGAAUAUCAUCUAGCAAAUUCUGAUAUUGAUUUUGAUAAUUUAGAAUAUCAUAACAAGGCUUACCAGUGUCUAUAUAGGAGUUAUAAGAUAGAUCACAAUUCGUUAUCUUCACCUUUCAUACGUAUGUAGACAUAAAUAAUUGCGUGUUGAUUGUUAUAGAGACAACAUACGUUUAUGCGUACGUUUUCUUACUUUUGAGUGUACUUCUAUAUUUUUUUUUAUUUUGGAAUAAAUUAACUCCCAUCAGUACUUUCAAUACUUUGAUUGUAAUUUGUUUAUAUUAGAAACGACUUUUGUUUAUAUUAGAAACGGGAAUGUAUACGAAAACAUGCACACAGCUAUCCUAACUACAGAAUUUAUUUUAACAAUGCGAUAUUACGAACUGUGUUAAUGUGAACUUUAAAUCUAUUCAAGCAGAACUAGAUAGUGUAUUUUAACAAUGCGAUAUUACGAACUGUGUUAAUGUGAACUUUAAAUCUAUUCAAGCAGAACUAGAUAGUGUAUGUGUCGAUCUAGAACGGGUCAAUCUCACCAUAUGCAGAUAUUUAAAGCACGGAACUACACUGAAGAUCGAACUAUCACGGAAGCCAUGUUGGAUUUACAGUGUGAAGUAUUCUUGUGACCCAGAAAGCAAAAAUGUACCCCCGGCUCAGCGCCCAGGACGUCCUGCUGUGUGACUCCUGUGAAACUUUCUCCCUACAGUGUCACUGUGAACUUUGUCAAAUCAAUCUCUGUACUAACUGUGUAGGAAAACAUCUCUUGGAUUUGUCUAAAAGACACAACGUUGUGCCCUUUAAACAAAAGAAGCCUACUCCUAACUACCCAGAAUGUCCGAAACAUGCCGACAAACACUGCGAACUUUACUGCGAAAAAUGUGACGUUCCUGUCUGUUCUAUCUGCGUCUCAAAUAAACACAGGGGGCACAUUUUAUGCAAUGUUCUGAAAAACCUCGACUCUAUGACACAAAGAUUACAACAAGAUUUAGAGGAACUAGAGACCAGAAUUUAUCCCCGAUAUAAUGAAAUGUCCUCCGAUUUCCAAACUGAAAAAGCCCAAAUAGAAACAAAUUACAGGAAACUGACAACAGCUACCGACCAACAAGGAGAAAUCUUGCACCAAGAGAUCACCGCCAUUGUCAACCAACGGAAAUCUGAAAUUGAGGAGAUGAAAACUAAACAUAUGGCUGCCUUAGAAAAACACACAGGGGAAAUCACGCACAGUAUUACUGAACUCAAACAAAUCAUUCUAAACCUGAAGACAAUAUUAAAAUCCAAUGAUAUCUCUCUAAUCUCUACCUACAAAUCUAGGAAUAACGAGCUCAGAAGAUUGCCUCCUCAAGUCCGAGUUAUGUUACCAAGUUUCUCUCCUCAGAAAAUAAAAACAGACCAGCUCCAUGAAAUGUUUGGUUCUCUGUCACCAUUAUCCAUUAGCACAGAAGAACAUGGCGACACAAUGAAGUCACCAGAAGCUGUAUCGUCUCCUCCAGUCAAACCACUGAUUGAUAAACCGCGACUCAUCGCCACUAUAAACACUGGAUAUGCAUGCCGACUACACAGUGUUAGGUGUCUCGAUGAAGAUCAAUUCUGGACAUGUGGGGAGAACAUAACCAUGAUGCUCCUCAACCUCCAGGGAAAACAACUGGAAUCGAUAACAAUCAAGUCAGGGGACAGACCAGUGGACAUAGCAGUGACACGGGACGGAUAUCUUGUUUAUACUGACUAUCAUUUUAAAACUGUAAACCUAGUGAAGAAUAAACAGAUACAAGCCGUGAUCAGACUACAGGAGUGGACACCUCUCCAUGUCUGCACUACCUCCUCCGAUGAUCUCCUGGUUACCAUGCUCAGUCUUGAUGAAACACAAUCCAAAGUUGUGCGUUACGCUGGCUUCACAGAGACACAAACCAUUCAGUUUGAUGACCAGGGUCGUCCUCUCUAUUCAUCAGGUUAUUUUAAAUACAUCACUGAGAAUAGAAACAUGGAUAUCUGUGUGGCUGACGGUAAAGCUAAUGCAGUAGUGGUGGUCAAUCAGUCAGGUCAACGCCGAUUUAGAUACACUGGUCACACCAAGAAACCAUUUAAUCCACGUGGCAUCACUACAGACAGCCAGAGUCACAUCCUGACAGCAGACUUUGACAAUCACCGUAUCCACAUCCUAGAUCAGGACGGACAGUUCCUCCGUUACAUUAAGAACUGUCAUUUACGCGCUCCAUUAGGUAUAUGUGUGGACAUCAGAGACAACCUCUUUGUGGUUGAGUUAGACACUGCAAAAGUAAAGAAAAUUCAAUACCUAUCAACACAGUGUUAAUUACACAUUUCAACACGGUGUUAAUUACAUACCUAAACACUCUGUUAAUUACAUCUACAUGUACCAACAGAAUAUUAAUUAGAGCUGUGUGUUGUCGCGUAACGGAGACAUUGUUAUGAAAUAUGUGUUGUCCUGUACCUGAAAUCGGAGGAAAUUCAGAUUAAACUAAACCCAGUUCCAUUCUACCACGUUACCAUUAAAUGAUCGUUACGACAGGCAAAACUGUCAUGAUAUUUAA
This is a messenger RNA of Ostrea edulis (European flat oyster), 2595 nucleotides long. Its product is annotated as E3 ubiquitin-protein ligase TRIM71-like. Gene Ontology annotation, molecular function: protein binding; zinc ion binding. The transcript has 2 exons. The record is from RefSeq and is a predicted model, not a curated record. The coding region runs from base 690 to 2357 and encodes 555 amino acids. Lineage: Eukaryota; Metazoa; Mollusca; Bivalvia; Ostreida; Ostreidae.